AUGACCACCACACCAGCAAAGGACGUCGUGGACGAGACAAAGGACACCAAGGCGGACGCCGAGGCCAAGCCCGAGCCCGUCGUGCUCACCGUCGAGGAUGAAAUCCUCAACUCGAUCCAGCUCAUCGGCCGCGCCGUGGCUACCAUCGAGCCACGCUUCACUGCGCGCGUGCUCCGCACGCUCACCGGCCUGCGGAAGAAGCUGACCCGCCCGGCGCUCAAGGCGGCGAUCGAGCGCGCCUUCCCCCGGGGAUCCAAGACCGGCCAGGCGCUCAUCGCCGCCCCGAUCUUCAGCACCAUCAAGGACGGCGAGUCGAUGGACGUUGACUCUGCCGCUGCGCCUGCCGCCGACGGCACGGUCGCUGCCGCCGUGAAGAAGUACACUGCGCCGCUUGAUGCUUCGACCAACGACCUGCUGCCGGAGGGCAUCGUCUACCUCCGUCUUCUGAUCAUCCUCGCUGCUCUGGACGCAGGCAAGGUUGUCGAGGCUGGCGAGUUCGCCCUCGAGACCACCGAGAUCAUCCAGGCGGCCAACCGCCGAACAAUGGACCAGAUCGCCGCCAAGGUCUACUUCUACCUCGCGCGCAGCUACGAGCUGCAGGACCGUCUCGCCGAGCUCCGCCCUACCCUCCUCGCUGUGCGCCAGACGGCCAAGCUGCGCAAGGACGAGGUCCUCGAGAUCACCGUCGUCAACCUCCUCCUCCGCUCGUACCUCCAGUCAAAUCUCUACGACCAGGCCGACAAGCUGCUCUCCAAGAUUGAGAUGCCCACGUCGUCGAGCUCGGCCCAGACGGCCCGCUGGCUGUUCUACGUUGCUCGUCUCCGCGCCGUCCAGCUCAACUAUGCCGGCGCGGCCGACCUCCUCCUCACGGCUAUCAGGCGAGCGCCAAAGGACGACGUUGCCCCCGGCUUUGUGCAGAUUGUUCACAAGUUCUACAUCGUCACCGAGAUGCUCACUGGCCGCAUCCCCGACCGCGGCAUGUUCCGCAGGCCAGUCCUCCAGCAGGCGCUGUUGCCCUACUUCCAGAUUGUGCAGGCUGUCCGCGUCGGCGACGUCGCUGCCUUCCAGCGCGCCUUCACCACCCACGAGCAGGCGUUCCUCGCCGACUCGACCCACUUCCUCAUCCUCCGUCUCCGUCACUUCGUCAUCCGUACUGCUCUUCGCACCAUCACGCUUGCGUACUCGCGCAUCUCGCUGCGCGAUGUGUGCCUCAAGCUCGGCCUCGACUCGGAGGAGGACACCGAGUACAUUGUGGCCAAGGCGAUCAAGGACCGCGUGAUUGAUGCCACGAUCGACCACAAGGGCGGCUUUAUGCAGUCCAAGGCCAAGAAGGAGGUGUACGAGACGGACGAGCCCCAGCAGCAGGUCGCGCAGCGUCUCAAGUAUGCGCUGUCGAUGCACAACGAGGCGCUCCAGGGCAUGCGCUUUGCGGCCAACAUCCACCGCAAGGACCUCGAGACCGCCGCCGACGCGAGGGAACGUGACCGUGAGAUUGCCCAGCUCAUCCAGGACACCAAGGACGACCUGGAUGAGAUCUAG
Molecule: messenger RNA, 1539 nt
Organism: Vanrija pseudolonga
Lineage: Eukaryota; Fungi; Basidiomycota; Tremellomycetes; Trichosporonales; Trichosporonaceae
Gene: rpn3
Product: putative 26S proteasome regulatory subunit rpn3
Exons: 7
Coding region: 1-1539 (512 amino acids)
Biological process (GO): regulation of protein catabolic process; ubiquitin-dependent protein catabolic process
Cellular component (GO): proteasome regulatory particle, lid subcomplex; proteasome complex
Molecular function (GO): enzyme regulator activity
Source: RefSeq, a predicted model, not a curated record